Molecule: messenger RNA, 336 nt
Organism: Zygosaccharomyces rouxii
Lineage: Eukaryota; Fungi; Ascomycota; Saccharomycetes; Saccharomycetales; Saccharomycetaceae
Exons: 1
Coding region: 1-336 (111 amino acids)
Source: RefSeq, a predicted model, not a curated record
AUGCGGCAAAUCUUCUUGAGACUUUUGUUCCCCACCAAAAUAACACAUGGAAUCAUUCAAAACAGGUUAAACCGUUCUCAAACCUAUACCAAUCUCUAUGGUGCUAUUCUAUUUUCAUUCGUUGUCUACUUACAAACGUCGAGAAAUUUUACUUCCAUGGUAUUCAUACAUCAUGCAGUAAUCCAUGAACUAGGGUCAUCUUUCAAAGCACAUGAAUUGUUAGUCAUGUUCUUUGGUAGAAUUUACUUGUCUUUUCCAUCUAUUCAGUUAAGUACGAAAUUGACAAACUCAAGGUGUGGAAAAAAGAACAGGGGUGGCUCACAUUAUUCAACCUGA